ACGGCGAGUGGUGAGGCUAAGAUGAGCAUAACCAGUGAUGAGGUGAACUUUUUGGUGUAUCGGUAUCUCCAGGAAUCAGGUUUCUCCCACUCGGCCUUCACGUUUGGAAUCGAAAGCCACAUCAGUCAGUCCAACAUCAACGGGACACUAGUGCCCCCGGCUGCCCUCAUCUCCAUCCUCCAGAAGGGACUGCAGUAUGUGGAGGCUGAGAUCAGCAUCAAUGAGGAUGGCACGGUGUUCGACGGCCGGCCCAUCGAGUCGCUGUCACUGAUCGACGCGGUGAUGCCUGACGUGGUGCAGACGCGGCAGCAGGCCUUCCGAGAGAAGCUGGCCCAGCAGCAGGCCAGCGCGGCGGCCACGUCGUCGGGAGCGAGCACAUCAGCUUCGGGUACCUCAGCAGCUGGGUCCCAGAAAAGCAUACCAAAGAACGGGGAGACCUCCGUGAACGGGGAUGUGAGCGGGGCACAUGCAAUAAAUAAUAAUUCAAAACCAAUGGAGGUCGAUGGGGAGGUUGAGAUUCCCUCCAGCAAGGCCACUGUGCUUCGGGGCCACGAGUCCGAGGUGUUCAUCUGUGCCUGGAAUCCUGUCAGUGACCUCCUGGCAUCCGGGUCUGGAGACUCGACUGCAAGGAUAUGGAACCUCAAUGAGAACAACAGUGGAGGCUCCGCCCAGCUGGUCCUGAGACACUGUAUCCGCGAAGGGGGCCACGAUGUGCCCAGCAACAAGGAUGUAACCUCGCUGGACUGGAACAGCAAUGGAACACUGUUGGCUACUGGCUCCUAUGAUGGCUUUGCAAGGAUAUGGACGGAAGAUGGCAACCUGGCCAGCACCUUGGGCCAACAUAAAGGCCCCAUCUUUGCCUUGAAAUGGAACAAAAAGGGGAAUUACAUUUUGAGCGCUGGUGUAGACAAAACCACAAUAAUUUGGGAUGCUCAUACCGGAGAGGCCAAACAGCAGUUUCCUUUUCACUCAGCUCCUGCUCUCGACGUGGACUGGCAGAACAACAACACUUUUGCCUCGUGUAGCACGGACAUGUGCAUCCAUGUGUGCAGACUCAGCUGCGAUCGCCCUGUGAAAACUUUCCAAGGGCACACAAAUGAGGUCAACGCAAUCAAGUGGGACCCUUCUGGAUUGCUGCUCGCAUCCUGCUCUGAUGACAUGACCUUAAAGAUCUGGAGUAUGAAGCAGGAUGUGUGUGUCCAUGACCUGCAGGCGCACAGCAAAGAGAUCUACACCAUCAAGUGGAGCCCCACUGGGCCAGCCACCAGCAACCCCAACUCCAACAUCAUGCUUGCAAGUGCUUCGUUUGAUUCUACGGUUCGGCUCUGGGAUGUGGAGCGAGGCGUCUGCGUCCACACACUCACGAAGCACCAGGAGCCUGUCUACAGCGUAGCCUUCAGUCCUGAUGGGAAGUACUUGGCCAGCGGAUCCUUCGACAAGUGUGUCCACAUCUGGAAUACUCAGAGUGGAAACCUCGUGUACAGCUACCGGGGCACCGGUGGCAUCUUCGAGGUGUGCUGGAAUGCACGUGGGGACAAAGUGGGUGCCAGCGCAUCUGACGGCUCUGUGUGUGUUUUAGAUCUGCGGAAGUAAUCACAA
Molecule: messenger RNA, 1599 nt
Organism: Elephantulus edwardii (Cape elephant shrew)
Lineage: Eukaryota; Metazoa; Chordata; Mammalia; Macroscelidea; Macroscelididae
Gene: TBL1X
Product: transducin (beta)-like 1X-linked
Exons: 14
Coding region: 22-1593 (523 amino acids)
Biological process (GO): regulation of transcription by RNA polymerase II
Cellular component (GO): histone deacetylase complex
Molecular function (GO): transcription corepressor activity; protein binding
Source: RefSeq, a predicted model, not a curated record